CAGCGCCUCCCUGCGGCCGCUCCGCGCGACGACAGCACGACAACACGCCGGUGCAGUGAUGGCCACGCUGUCCUCACCGCUCCGCGUUUGCCGGGGCAUUUUGAAAGAGUUACGGGCCCUCCAGGGACCCAGUUACAAACAAUCCCUGGCUUACAGCUAUGUCAUGGACCAAUUUCGAAAGAAUAAGGUAACUGGAGAACGGUACUGCCGUGCCCAGCAGGAGGCACACCACGCCUCGCACACGUACUUGUGUCUGCUGGCCUCCACCCGGAGCCACCUGGCCCUCCACAACCUUUACCACGCCAAGGGAGAGCGCAGCCCGGAGGAAGUGGCAGGUCUGGUCGGGCUCAGGCUGCCCACACAGCCAGGAGGCAAAGGCUGGGAGAAAUGAGGACAAUGAAGAUCCAGGACU
This is a messenger RNA of Salarias fasciatus (jewelled blenny), 412 nucleotides long. RefSeq names its product formation of mitochondrial complex V assembly factor 1 (gene fmc1). The record is from RefSeq and is a predicted model, not a curated record. Gene Ontology annotation, cellular component: mitochondrion. The coding region runs from base 59 to 391 and encodes 110 amino acids. Lineage: Eukaryota; Metazoa; Chordata; Actinopteri; Blenniiformes; Blenniidae. The transcript is spliced from 2 exons.